Schistosoma margrebowiei is the source of this 579-nucleotide messenger RNA. The record is from the annotation of a GenBank genome assembly. Lineage: Eukaryota; Metazoa; Platyhelminthes; Trematoda; Strigeidida; Schistosomatidae.
AUGGCAACAUCAAAAUGGAUUAGGCAAUUAAACUUAUUCUUGGAAUGGACAGGUCAUGGUGUUCUAUGGAUAGGAUUUGUUUUAAUUUGGCUUAUUACAUUGUUAAUUGAUAAUGCACAUGGCAUUAAAUCCUAUUCAUCUUUGGAAACAAUAUGGAAGUGGAAAAAUCCUUCCAUUGAACAACAGUCUAACAUUGUAGUCAAUAGAAAUAUUGCAAAACCAUUCUGUUUACUUAUUGCUUUAUUGUUCGAUGCAGUAAUGGUCGGUUUAAUUAAAUUUAUAUUUCGACGUCAAAGGCCGAAAGAAAAUAAUGAUUCAGAUAUGUUAUUAACUGUUAGUAUUGAUGCUUGGUCAUUCCCUUCUGGUCAUGCUAGUCGAUCAACAAUGUUAUUCUUUUUAAUUUCUCAUUUAUGGUUGUCUACAUCUACAUUAUGGUUUAUAUUAUUAUUAUUAUUUUGGAAUUUAAUUAUAUGUUAUUCACGUUAUGCAAUGCGUCGUCAUCAUUUCAUUGAUAUUCUAGCCGGUUAUACAUUAGGUUAUAUAGAAUAUUGGUUAAUUAUACAAUUGAAUUAUGAAUAG